Messenger RNA from Cladocopium goreaui, 950 nucleotides. The record is from the annotation of a GenBank genome assembly. NCBI's taxonomy places the organism in Eukaryota, Dinophyceae, Suessiales, Symbiodiniaceae.
CUCUGUUGGGUUCUGGAGGCGGCUGGUUGCGCCGAACCAACCGGCAACAGUUGGGGGUUCCCAUGCAGGUUGGCGUCAAUGGCUACCAGGACUAUGGAGAUGUGGAUGCCACCAUGAAUGCCUUCUCGCAAUGGCUCAGUGAGAUGAAAUCCCGUUCAAACAGCAGCCUGCAGGCCAUGAUGGCAGAGAUGAGCGUCAUCCGCGACGGCAUCACCUCCAACAGUGCAGACCUCACAGAGUACAAACGCCACAGCAUCUCCGUGCAACAGCAGAUGCAGUCGCAGCUCACAGAUCUGCGAGAGAAGUUGACGAGUGCCUUCUCUGAGAUCACCUCGCUUGUGAAGCAAAAGGCUGCAACUGACCAGGAGCUGCUCAGCGAAAUCCAUGCUUUGGGACGGCAGCUCUCGAUGAAAACCGCUGAGUUGGAGGCUUUGAAGAAGUCCUAUAGCUCAACUCACCAACAGCUUCAGCAGAACCUCGUGCAGCUGCAGGGACAACUUCAGUCCACCGGAAGCGAGAUUGUGUCUGCCAAGAAGCAGGCGCAAGCUGUGCAAGAAAAUGUGCAAAGCAAGUUGGACGAGGUGGAGUUGCUGGCUCAGCGGCUGCGUGAUCAAGUGGACUCUAGCGGUCGAGAGGGCAACGCCACUGCUUUGGCCGUGCAAGACGACAUUGCCAAGUUGCACGAGGCCCUGACUGGCCUCUCUGGUGACUUCUUUGAGCACAAGCGCCUCACUCAGCAAGUGCAAAGCAAACUCUCCAGCCAAGUUGCAGCGCUGGAAGAGGGCCGGCAAAGAUCUGCGAGCGUCCUGCAGGCGCCGCUCCCCUUAGACAAGGAUGGGGAGUUAGCGUCGCAGACUGCGCUGCUGCCGGGCGCGCAAGAGCGUAGCCGAUGACUUCGCAACCCGCGGGGCCUAGUUGGGAGAGAUCUGGCAUCAUCAAAAUAGAUGGAG